This is a messenger RNA of Perca fluviatilis (European perch), 2629 nucleotides long. It is a transcript of the gene slc25a47a, whose product is annotated as solute carrier family 25 member 47a. The record is from RefSeq and is a predicted model, not a curated record. The transcript has 6 exons. Gene Ontology annotation, biological process: transport. Gene Ontology annotation, molecular function: transmembrane transporter activity. NCBI's taxonomy places the organism in Eukaryota, Metazoa, Chordata, Actinopteri, Perciformes, Percidae. Gene Ontology annotation, cellular component: mitochondrion. The coding region runs from base 162 to 1067 and encodes 301 amino acids.
UGUCACGGUCCGGUCACGCCUCUGCUACAAACGUCAUGUAACAGCGUACAGUCACUGGCAUACACUCAAGGUUAUACUGAUGUUAUGCAGCACAUAUGCUGGUACAAUGGGCUCUUAUCGACAUCUGACAAGUAUAUGUUGGUCCGUCGCCAUCUGACAGGAUGCAUAUCGCUGAUUUUGUGUCUGGAUCGUUUGCAGGGGCAUGUGGAGUUGUAGUGGGCUAUCCUCUGGAUACUGUCAAGGUCCGGAUCCAAACCCAGACACAGUUCACUGGGUUAUGGCAGUGUGCAGCGGUGACCUUUUCAAAAGAAGGGGUGCAUGGCUUCUUCAAAGGAAUGUCCUUACCCCUCACCACGAUCUCUAUGACUUCCUCUGUGGUGUUUGGCACAUACAGGAACUGCCUGCACUGUCUGAGCCAGGCGCGAGGAGCUGGUUGUGGUCCCAACACCAAACUAGAAGUCUUUCUGUCUGGCUUGGCGGCAGGUAUAGCUCAGACGUCAGUGAUGUCUCCAGGUGACAUAGUGAAAGUACGUCUGCAGUGUCAGACAGAGUCCAAGCGAGGAGAAACCAACAUGCCCAAACCCAAAUACCGUGGUCCAGUUCACUGUCUGCUGAGCAUUAUCAAAGACGAGGGGUUCAUGGGGCUCUACAGAGGAGCGCUCCCGCUAAUGCUUAGAGACGGGCCGUCAUUCGCCACAUACUUCCUGACUUACACAAUCAUCUGUGAAUUGCUGACAGACAGCGGCAAGAAAAGACCAGGUUGGAGUGGUGUGAUGCUGGCCGGUGGAAUAGGAGGAAUGGUAGGUUGGACUAUAGGAACACCCAUGGACUUCAUCAAAGCCCGUCUGCAGAUGGACGGAGUGCAGCAGACGAAGCGAUACAAGGGUUUCUUUCACUGCAUCUCUGAGAUAGCGAGGGUGGAGGGAGCCGGGGUGUUCUUCAAGAGCUGGGGCAUCAACUGUCUGCGUGCAUUCCCCGUCAACAUGGUGGUGUUUGUUACAUACGAGGUUCUCAACGGUUUCCUCAAAGCCGACCGUGUUGACCCUCCUCGUCUAGGGUUCGAAUAGCAUUGACUAACUCCAUUCUAAAUCCCUCAUAUUAGUUUGCCUGUUUAUGUUUAAUGCUGGUGUUUUACAUACAUGAUGGCAAAGACAUUUGCCAUUUGAAAAUGUCUGUUGCAUUGCAAUAAUUUCAUGGAAUGAUUGUCCACAGCCAUCUUUUGAGCUGUCAGUUAUCUGUGUAACCUUCAGUUAGGUAGGGUAAUGUAUCCUAAUAUGCUCAGGGGGUAAUUUGACAGUAAUAGGCACUGUUGGUACGAUAGAAUGAACCAGCAAACUUCUGACCACUAGAUGGCCUCCCUGGCCAGCUUGUCACCGUUUCUUCUUCUCUUGCGGUAUGUUUAUGACAAGAGAACAGUCUGCAUGACUGGUGAAGUUUUUCAACAGAAGAGCAGCGCACCAAGAAACCUCAACAGGUUUAAGACUGCAACACAAAAUAAGGUAUAAUAGACUGUAUUCAAGAGCAUUUAAGGCCUUGAGUUUAGAAUUUACAAAUAAGCCGCAGCACGCACAACUGACAGUAUGAUACCCGUCCUGUUCCUCGCUGCAUUAAUGCAUAUUAUAUCAACCAUGACUCAUUUCCAGCUCACUAGCUAAAUGGCUAGAUAAUCUAAAUAAAACACAAUGUGCCGAUAUUAUAAACCUUGAUGAACUGGAUUGAUGAGAUUAUUCUAUAAAUGGAAGUAUUAAAAGAAUCAGUAGACCCAGCAUAAUCAGUAAAUGGUUUUAUAUCACUAUUACACACUACAAACGUAAAUGCUGUUAUUGUUGAAAUCCUCAAAGCAAAUUGUCUGUAAUCAGAAGAUAGAGACACCUCAUCAACUUAUUUGUUUUACUCCAUCUUCCUCUCAAACAUGUAGACAGGGGCGGAUCUACCGGGGUGGCAUAGGGUGGCAAAUGCCACCCUAAAAGAAAGCCUUGCCACCCCAGUUGGCAGCAAUGAAUUAAAAGUUAUGGCCAAUUUGACAUUUUACGAGCGCGAAUGUCCAAUGUCCGACUGCAGUCAGUCAAAAACAGUUUGCUUACCCUCUCGCACAUCUGCCACUCAUCACCUGUGUCUUACCUUAAUGCCUUUCCUGUGAUAAAGCCCCUUACAUACUUCUAUCUCCUAUUAAGUGAGAUCACAUUGUAUGGUCACUUAUUCCUGAUAUGAACGGUUUCACAUGAAACCUCAAAUGCAAGACAUUGAUUGCAUGAGAUUAAGUUUGUCUGUAUGAGUUUGUAAAUGGCAGCCUGUGCCCUUUUGUAGUGUGUACAUACUAUUUCUCAUCAAACUGUGAUAACUGUGAUUGAAUUUAGUAUACGUCUGUCAUAUGUCGCCACCCCAUAAAUAUUUUUCUAGAUCCGCCCCUGCAUGUAGAAUUGUUUUUACCCAAAAUACAACUGUCUACUACUGCUACUGACGUGUAGACAUUUUAAGGGCAUAGGUUUGGCAUCAGAGUGGGGGACACAGUGAAAUCAGCGUUCCUUUAACAAGAGGAAAAAUGUAAAUGAUAUUUUGUGUAAUUUAUUUAUAUGAUUAUCAUGAAAAUUCUUAUUGUGCCUUCCAUAAUAAAGGUAUCUAAAUCUCU